This is a messenger RNA of Pollicipes pollicipes, 6800 nucleotides long. It is a transcript of the gene Ndae1, whose product is annotated as Na[+]-driven anion exchanger 1. NCBI's taxonomy places the organism in Eukaryota, Metazoa, Arthropoda, Thecostraca, Pollicipedomorpha, Pollicipedidae. Gene Ontology annotation, biological process: monoatomic anion transport; transmembrane transport; bicarbonate transport. The record is from RefSeq and is a predicted model, not a curated record. Gene Ontology annotation, cellular component: plasma membrane. Gene Ontology annotation, molecular function: monoatomic anion transmembrane transporter activity; solute:inorganic anion antiporter activity; sodium:bicarbonate symporter activity.
GGGUUUUAAGGGUGCGUCAACUGCAGUGGAUAUUUGCCUCAUUUUCAGUUUGUAAAUUAUCAGAAACAACCUCAGAUAAGUUAUGGGAGCGGAGAAAUGUGUUCCAAGAAGCUGACGUGGGACUGGCUGGUGUAUGAGACAUGGCGUGGGGAGAAUUAGGACUUCUGAGGAGGCAGGAGGCUGCUGGAUACAGUGGAUUGUUCGGGGAAUAUAUCUGUUCAAAUGUCCUAGAAUAUCCAACAUCGUGGCAAUAUCGCCGAGAAAAAUUUAGCGAGGCAAUUUUAUGUGUUAAUUGUCAGCCAGGACAAUGUAUGUCAUGUGGCUGCAGGAACAAUCCGGCGCACGCACACACUCCUUUUCUUGAUUGCUCGUGUAAUCAAGAAAACGAGUGCGGGAAGCAGAGGGUAUUUAAUGAGCACUCAAGUAAUCAAGAAAGCGAGUGCGUGUAAACGAGAAAAGAUUGUUCCACUCCCCCUGCCUGCCACUUUGACUGCACUCUCAUUUAGAAUUCAUGGAUCACAAUGACGUUUAAAGAUGUCUUAUUUUGAUUUCGUGAAGGUCAGGAGAGAUCACUGACUUAAUGACCUUAAUAAACUUUUUAUUUUAUGCAGCAUGUCACCUAGUGCAGUUCUUGGCUCCGAUUUCGAAUUCAAAUAUCUCAACAACCUCAAAGUUCUUUGGUCGUUGUUAUAUUGUUAAGGUCAAAUAAGGUCACUGACCUGAUAUAAGCGCCAAUUAACUUUUGCUUGCUUUUACGCGGUGUGUAGGUUUAAACUGGUUGUGUGUGGAGGACCGAGGGCACUUUGGGCAUAUAUCUUCAGUUUGAUCUAAUUUGCUCCGAAGGCUGCAUAGAUGGUAUCUUUUGUCGUUUUUGCACACUCGUUUUCUCGAUCGCUUGAGCAAUCAAGAAAAUGCUCUUUUCCCCGCAUUUGUUUUCUUGAGCUUUUUUAGCAUUCAAGAAAACGGGUUCAUGCUCACCCUAGAAUGUUCUUUUUGGCACACAAAGUGCAUUGUCCUGACUGGCAACCAAGGAGCCUCAAAUUUGACAUCAGUGGGUUCACAGCGCCACGUAACCGAGCGCGGCGCAUUCAGCCGGUCGCCAAACAACUUGGAACUGAAGUCAAGGCUUCAUAUACUGAGGAACCAAAGCUUUCGCAUCGCCACGCACGUGCCUGAGCGGCCAGGUUCCGCUUCAGUGCCUAGUCUGUCACAGAGGGACUGCGCUGCGGCUGGUAAAAGGAGUGUUCAUGGAUUGAAAAACCCAACAAGGGUCUAGUUAUCCAACACUACAGGUUUCCAGCGACAAGGUGGCGCGCAGGGUCAUGCAGAGCGAAAGACGGUGCAGGAACGCAGUCAGUAUUGGGCCAAUAGAGCACGCAACGUAGACCCAAAGAGCAAAAUCCUUGAAGAUAUUGUAUAGGUGAAACUUGACAAAGCAACAAGCGGCUAGCGAUGGGCUACGGGCGCAACGCGCGGUGUGACACGUAGCACUCAGUCCAUACUUGCGAAGGAAGCGGGGCCUUUCACUCUCACACUUGAGCAAAAUUGCCGUGAAAUUUGAUCUUACCCUGCCGGACUCCUUUUGGGGAUCGUUAGUCGACAUUCACGGACAAAGCCUCGCUUCCAUUGUCCUACAGGUUACAGAAAAACUCCGCUCCACGUUUUCCCUGUCUGUUGCCGAUCCAGUGACCAUCUUGGAGACGGGUAACAGCGCUGGAUUGUUCGCACGGGUUUUCCAGCUCGCGAGUAUAGCCAAUGGCAAUGGAGAUCUGAAAACCUCGUCGGCUUUCAGAAGAACUUGCUCGGCAAUGGAAAGAAGGCAUUUUUGUAUGCCAUGCCGCCGAUCCUUAUACAGUUAUAGGGGCUGCCUGCAAAAUGUGCCAGUCGGUUCGCCUCAAUUCCGUCGUCAGGCCUGAAAUAUACAUCAUCUGUUUGACAUGUCUUGCAGACUGUGCCAUGUAGAAUCGCAAUUCCGGCCGAUAUUGAGCAUCCUGUAUCGUAUGACAAGAAACAGGGACUGUUUUGCAGGAUAUGGCGUUUGUUGUGCCAAUCGUUUGUUAUGGACGUGAACGCGAACGCUCUGGACAUGAAACGUGAGCCAUAUACUCGGCCUUUGAGUUUUAGAUACGCAAAUACCCGGUCGCAAGUACCAAAACCACAGCGUCCAUUAUUUACUCGUAACCAGAAUUACAAACAGGACGCAUGUGGCGUGCGUCUGGCACCCAGAGGGUCAGAGAGAGUUCCCAGAGGGUCAGAGAGAGUUUCCAGAGGGUCAGAGAGAGUUCCAAGCUCCUCUUCAAGUCCAAAGAAGCAGUUCAGGUCCAGAUGGAGGCGUCAGUUUCACGUGUCUUUGAUUAUUUUGCAUUGUGCAUUGGUUGAAUAGAGAAACUUCUGAUGCUCUUGGGUGAAUUCUGGCUUUGAGAUCCCUUUUGUAUUUUGCCCUGGUUGAUCCUGCCAGGAGUGCAUGACUGAUGCAAACCGUACUCUGCCAAAUGCCCUGUUUUCCAAUUUUGUCAUCACGUCUUUUAGCAUCCUUGUUUUGUACAAAUCAUCACGUUCGGAGCCCCAUCCUAAUGAGAACGCAGUGGAAAGAAACCCCUUUUUGCUUCCAAAGGAAAGGUGUUUUCCGUCCAGCGUAUUUCUCCAAAUGUAUGUUUGUGUCAUGUCACACAUGUAUAUGCACAUUUUGCGUACUUCUGCCGCAUAAGUAACACUCGCCAUUAUCAUAAUCUGUCUGUCGUGCCAGCCUAGAACAAAGCGCUGAUCAGAGGUCAUGCUAACAGCGUCCCGUGAUGGAUAUGGAUGCAAAGCCUUCCCUGCUGCGGGUCCUGGGUCAGAUAUAGAUCAAAAGGAUGAUGGUAUGGGUGACUUAUGGCAUUUGACCAGGUGAAAAGUUGAAACAGCCCCAUUUCACGAUCCUUUUUCCGAUUCCUGGAUCGUGCCGCCGCACGUACGAGAUUAAGAGCUUGUGGGUCGGGCUGAUUGAUCGGAACCCACCGCGCCCCGAGAUGAUACCUCUAGCCCGAUGACACCCGGGGAGGGUGCCGGGGGAAAGGGCGGGACAUCACCUGCGGCUGCCGAGCCGCACCAGUCACCCCGACCGCGACGGUGGCGCGCGCGGCGGUUUGCCACCGAACCACGGUCGCGAGUCGAUGGUUCGGUCCGUCGCAGUGGGGCAACGAGCGGGCCGCACCGGUGACACGUGGAUCGCAGGCGGCCACCGCCACGCGCCGCCAACAUGUCGAACACCCUCUCCUAUCUCAAGACGAAGCUGCUGACCCCGUACUCGGCCGUCAGCCAGGCGCCCUGGGUGAUGGACCCGGUAUCGGAGAACACCGACGAGCCGCCCCGCGACCCUGGCGCGGGGCGUGCCCACCACAGCUACACGGACAAGGACUUCGAAGGUCACCGAGCGCACACUCUGUUCGUGAGCGUGAACCCGCCGCCCUCGGGUCACCACCGGCCGCACCACCGGUCCCGCCGCCGUCACCACCGGCACCAGAACCGCGAUGGUGACGACGACCGCCCGACCGGGUCACACGACCGGCCACCGAACGGCAGAGGGCGCCGCCAAAUUCGGCGCUCACCUGAACGUGCCGGGCGCGGCCACGGCCGGCGACAGCUCGGCUGACCUGCACGCCAGCCCCAGCGGCGUCUCGCUGCCCGACACCAACGGUCACGUCAACGGCAGCUCCAACGACAUCGCCAAGCGUACAACGGCACGCUGAACGGCACCGAGUGUCCGGGGCUUCACGACGAGGAGCACCCUCUGAACGCGGCGACGCACGGCUGCUCCGACGUGUUCCUCAUGUCCAUCCUGCUCUUCAUCUGCACCUUCCUGCUCGCCAUCAACCUCAAGGACUUCAAGGCAUCCUCGUUCUUCCCAACCAGGGUCCGCGCGUUCAUCAGCGACUUCGGCGUCAUCAUCGCCAUCGUGCUGAUGACGACAGUCGACUUCUUCUCCGGCAUUGAGACGCCCAAGCUGUCGGUGCCGGAAAAGUUCGAGCCGACGUGGGAGGGGCGCGGCUGGCUCAUCCCCUUCUUCAACGGCAACGCCUGGUGGACUGCGCUGGCGGCCAUCGUGCCGGCGUUGCUCGGCGUCAUCCUCGUCUUCAUGGACCAGCAGAUCACGGCCGUCAUAGUCAACCGCAAGGAGCACAAACUGAAGAAGGGCGGCGGCUACCACCUCGACCUGUUUGUGCUGGCUAUCCUGGUCGCCAUCAAUUCGAUUCUGGGCCUGCCCUGGUUUGUGGCAGCCACUGUGCUGGCCAUCAACCACGUCAACUCGCUCAAGCUGGAGUCGGAGUGCGCCGCUCCCGGCGAGAAGCCGCAGUUCCUCGGCGUCAGGGAGAACCGGGUGACGCACGUGCUGAUCUUCAUCACCAUCGGCCUGUCCGUGCUGAUGACGCCGUUGCUCAAGCUGAUCCCCAUGCCGGUGCUGUUCGGCGUGUUCCUCUACAUGGGCGUCAGCGCACUGAAGGGCCUGCAGUUCUUCGACCGCAUUCUGAUCAUGUUCAUGCCGGUCAAGUACCAGCCGGACUACACGUUCUUGCGACAGGUACCUCUGAAGCGGGUCCAUCUGUUCACCUUUAUACAGCUGCUGUGCCUCGUGGUGCUCUGGGUCAUCAAGUCCAUUUCGUACACAUCAAUUCUGUUCCCGAUUAUGCUGGUGGUGAUGGUCGGCAUCCGGAAGCUGCUGGAGCGGCUGUUCACGUCGGGCGAGCUGCGGGUGCUGGACGACGCCAUGCCCGAGUUCACGCGCAAAAAGAAGCAGGAGGAGAGCGAUUGGAGGGAGGAAGAGCAGCAGGCGUUGAUGGAGGUGACGGUGGGCGUUCAGCAGGAGUGCGGCAAGCUGCCCAUCAACGAGUCCGGCAACCUGACCAUCCCUCUGGCCAGUGGCAACGUCAUGCGGAUCCCGCUGGACAGCGUCAACAUCUCGGAGGAGGUCAACCGCUCCGGCAUCUGGCUCGGCAUUAACAAGGAGAACAAGCAGCCCAAGCCGCGCGACGCUGACGGCAAGCCCGUCGGCGAGGACGGGCGCAAGGAGGAGCGAAAACACCGCAGCCAUCGCCGCCACAAAAACGGCAAGCGGGAGCAGAGCAUUGAGGACCCGACGGCGACGCGCCUGUCCACCAUGCACGAGGAGGAGGAGGAGGACGCGGGCAUCACCAUCCAGCGCAGAAGAGAUCUGUUAAGAAUCGAGAGGAUAAGCUCUGAUGAGAAGUCCAGCUCCGGUUCGGUGAACAAGAAAAGCUCAGAAACUGUUGUGUAACGUCCGCGAACUUAGUCCCAUUGUGCUCUCGCGCGCCACAGAGACGUCGACGGCCGGCGAAGGCAGCAGAACUUCCGUGAUCGCCCGCCAGGUGUCAGAGGGAAUAGUGUCCCAGUGCGGUGCGUCGUUUUAGCGAAGGCAGCACCCGCUGGCGCUUCCAGGCCGACGGUGUACUGUCGCGGCGGGGUUGUGUAACGGCUAGCACGCGCCAGGCCUGUGAGCAUCGAGAGUGAAAUUAAUGUUCCCGUCCCCGCGGCCGUUACCGAGCGCCCCAUCAGGGCCCCGUCCCUCCUCUUCCGACCCGGGGCCCGCAGUGGUCGCGGCGCCCGCGGGCAGCCCGGCCGGCCCGACGAGGCGACGGAUCCGGAUCAGAUUCGGGUCCGACGGGCGCCGGUGCGCUCCGGUCCGCACCGCCAGGCCGUGGGUGGGGCCCGCCCGGUAGAGAGGCGCUGUCGGCCGGUGACGGACCCGACCCGAGGUCGCGAAGGCCGCCAUCGUCCGGCCAACCCGACCCGACCUGUCCCGUCCCGACCUGACCUGACCUGACCUCUUGGAGGGGCCGCCACGACGGCGCGUAGAUUCGUCUGUCCUCGCUUGUGAUAGGGUCGGAUGCGAUCGGUGUUAGCGGCCGGCUGACGUUUCGACUCGUCUUGACUCGCCUCGACUCGUUUCGACUCGUCUGGUCUUGCCUCGACUCGUUUGAACUCGUCUCUGUGGCGCUGCCCGCGGCAGGAGGUGAGCGGCGAGGGUUGUGUCGUUUUAUCUGGCGGACGUCCUGGCGACUCCGAACGUUUUUUUUUUCUCGGUUGCUCCGCGGGUUUGGAUGACGCGCCUAGCUGUGCUGACACUAACACCCGUAGUCCUGCUUUUUGACCCACUAAACCGUUUCGUAUCGCCGCCCCUGACGCCGCGUGAGGUUAGGCGUCCGUUUUACAGACUGAAUGCGUUGUGUAACCGGUGCAAUGUGUUAGGUGCUGCCGCCGUUGGGGGCAGCACACGGCCGCGUCCACCGGAGGUCCAAGCGGCUGGCGCGCGAUUUUCAGUUUUGCGCGCUCGACUGUGCCGCGAGCCGUUCCGCGUCAUUUUAUCUCAUUCUUGGUAGAGCCAUGCGUCCCUGAGAAAGCCAGCAUAAACCCUACAUAUUGGUGCGUGUCGCUGCGUUCCGUUCCGUUCCGUUCCGUUCCGUUCCGUUCCGAGCGCCGGUCCCGGCGCGAGCGAUCUCUUGGCUUGGAGACGGCGUGCCGGUCAUACAAACGAUAAUACAGUGGAGGGCGGACGGCGACGGCGCGUCGCCACCGCGUCCGCGUCAGCCGGCCUAUAUGUAGGGCUUUCCUGUGCGCGUGUGUGCGAGUGUGGAAGCGCGUGUGAGCGUGCCACUGUAGGGCGGGCGCCGGGCCGCGGUCGGACCCGGCGCGGCGCGCUCGUCGCGUUCGUCGGGAGUGACGCGGCGCCGACGGUUGGCCGAUCUUGGUGUUUUGUUGUCGCCAGCGGGGUCUAGGACGGCGAAAUAAACGGAACGUGUACCGUG